Melanaphis sacchari is the source of this 407-nucleotide messenger RNA. RefSeq lists its product as uncharacterized. The transcript has a single exon. The annotation marks the transcript as partial. The record is from RefSeq and is a predicted model, not a curated record. Lineage: Eukaryota; Metazoa; Arthropoda; Insecta; Hemiptera; Aphididae.
CAAAUGCUGACUUUGCCUUAAAUGUAAAACAGCUAAUGGCUUUAGCAUUUGUACCGAUACCUGACGUUGAAAAAAAAUUUGACGAGUUAAUGUCCCAAAGUUUUUUUGUAGAAAAUGAAGAACUAUUGUUUCCAUUGACAGACUACUUUGAAGAUACAUGGAUCGGCAGACCAAAUAGACGUAGAACUCGACGCCCACCUACAUUUAGUUUAGCACUGUGGAAUCAAUACGACGCAACACUUGCAGAUUUGCCAAAAACAAACAACUCCGUCGAAGGAUGGCACAGAGCAUUUUCGUCAUUGUUAGGUGCAUCUCAUCCAACAAUAUGGCGAUUAAUAGACGUAAUAAAAAAAGAACAAGGGUUAACGGAAAUAAAAAUCAAUCAAUUAAUAGCAGGGCAAGAACAG